GCCGCCGCCUCGCCGGAGCCGCCGUUGCCCGUCGCCGUUGCCGUUGCGACGCGCCUCGUCGACGAUGCCUCCGCCCGCGAGAUGCUAACUAAAUGAUGGUGCUAAGGGAUUCAACGGGCAAGCAUGAGGGAAAGAACACCCUCUGCCGACGACACCCCGAAAAGGGCCCCACCGGCACCCAGCAGAGAGGCGGCUUCGGCGGACGUAGCUGGUAGCGAGACACCGAGCGACGAUACGGCCGAGGGUUAUCACACGGCGAAGUUGUCCGGCAUCCCUACGGCAUCCGGCUCGGCGUCGCCGUCCGAUAGAAUGGUAGCGUCGACGCAGAGCUUGGAGGAUCUGGGCGUCGACCAUCCCGCCAACGCGGCUGGGAGCAACGCCGACCGUCAGCAGCAUCAACAACAACAGCAGCUGCAGGAACGCUACGGUCACGCCUAUAGAUCGUCGACGCAGACCGCCCAGGAUAAGCGGUCGCGGCUGAGCAACGUGAUCAACAACCUGCGCAAGAAGGUGCCGGAUGGAGUUGCCGCCAGCGGAAACUCGGACUCGCCGAGGAAGGAAGAGGACGAGCGGAAUAGCGUCGAGAGAAAUCUGGAGACUCUAGAGAAGUACGUGAUGACGGUGCUGAACGGCGUGAUCAAGGACAACGAGGAGGAGGACAAGAACGCGGAGAAGACGACGGAGCUGGAGAGGCAGAGGAAAGAUGAUGAGGAGGAGGAGGAGGAGGAGGAGGAAGAAGAGGAGGAAGAGGAAGAUCCAACCGGUACUCCGGUUAAGUCCGAGCCUUCGAGCGAGGGUGAUAUCGAAGCGGCCGUUGUGCCGCGAUUAGAGGACUCCUCGACGGUGGAAAAUACCGAAGACGCCGAAUCCUCAGAGACUACAGACUGCUCGAAUAUAAAGAGAACGGCGGAGGAGAGUCUGCCGGAUUCGGAGGUCAGAAUUAGUCAAGAUACAAAGCAAUCUCCCUCGAGGAUGGAGGAGGAACGCCUGGACGUUGAGGAAAAAGAAUCAUCCGAAGAUGAUCGAGGUGUUUCGAGAGAAAACAAGGAAAAUCGAACAUUGAGCACGAUCAUAAUGGACAGGUUGAGCGAGCAUCAGGUAGAGGAGAGGGCGAACGUCGACGACGGCAGAGGAAACCGAACGCGUGAUGAACAACACGCGAUCUCGGAAAACGCCGAGACGCAAACAAUCUGCGGUGAACUGCUGAACGAUCUGUUGAGCAGCGUUUAUCGCACGAUUGACGAUCACGAGAAGCAAACGGCCGAGGACUGCGAGAAGUCGAAGAGGACCGACGCGACCGAGUCGAGGGUGAAAGUGACCAAAGACUCGAGCAUCAAUACUCAGGAGUUGCCCGUGACGGGCCUGCAUUGCAGUCUACCCUUGGACAAGGUCGCGUCCGUGCUUCAAAACUGUCAGACGAGUGAAUUAUUGACUUUGCGACUCUCUUCGGGAUCGUCUUCGUCGAGUCCCCCGUCGGCGCAGAAGUUGAAACCGUCAUCUAGCACCACCCCACCGGUCAGACUCUUCUGUCUCUACUGCGACAGGAAGUUCCUGUCCAUGUCCCUGCGGCAACGACACACGGAGCGAGCGCAUCAGCUCGGGGGUGGCAGGAGAUCGGAGAGGAACCUCCGAAAACCCUCCCAGAACUGUCAGUACUGCUCCGAGAAGUGUGCCGACACCCUGGAGGCGCUGUUCCAACACAUGGUCGGUAGCCACGGGGAUAAGUACCACGCGUGCGUUCAGUGUUCGACGAGGUAUCCUACCCGGGAGGCUCUGGCGGGACACAUGAGCGAGACGCACGGGGGAAACGUCGAGAGGAUCGCCCAGGCUCAGCCGGAAAAGAUCAAAGAAGGCUCGCCCCCCUGCAAAGAAUUUUGUGGUCAAAAUCUACGUGAAAAGGUGAGCAUGUCAGUUCGAGAGAGAAAGUCCGAAGAAAAGGAAUCGGAGGAUCCAGAUGACAGUCGGCCAUUGGACGGCAGCCGGACGAAACUCAUUGCGGCGCGGGAGUCCCUCGAUAAUCCGGCCAGUCCCGAAUUUGACAGUUCCUUCUACAGCAAUGUGAGCUGCAACAUCCGCGAGAACCUGCUGCACCAUCUGGACGGCAAGCUGCAGCCACCGAUUGCUACCUCAAGCUCGACGGCGGUGGCGAUGACAACGGGAUCAAAAUCACCGCAGCAACAACCGCAACAGUCGUACUACGAGCACAGCGUCAAUCAGAUCCAAUUUCCCAUCGACAUCUCACUGACCGCGGCCACGCCGGUUUACAGCAAGGACUACUCGGCCAGCGAGGAGUACGAAAACUCGAGCGAGUACGCCCGGAAGGCUGGUAAAACGAGCAGCGGCUCGCGACCGCGCCGUGUCUCUUUCGAGAAGUACAAUUUUCCGCGCAAGUACGACGGCAGGGAGCAGUGGACCUGCUCGAUCAAGGACCUCAGCAAGUUCGACAUCUCCACGCAGCUGUCACUUCGGAAGAAGCAGCAGCUGAUUAAGGAGCGCCUCACUAUCAGCAGACUGCAUCAGAUCCCGCUGCUACCUUGCGAGACCACUGAAGUGUCUCUUCGCGAUCAGGAGCAGACCGAGUCUGUCGUGGAAACGGCAGCGAGUAGUCAGGAUAGCGUUGAUGCUGUCUGCGUGGUCGACGCGAGUGCCGCGACUCUCAAUGUCGUCCGCUGCGAUGUUGACGAACCGCUCCCGAGCGAGAUUAAGGAGGAGACGAUCGAAUUGUCCGCGACCUCAACGUCGUCGUCAUUGAGUCCGACGAUUAUCACGGAAUUCACUAUUGAAUUCUUAGACUUUAUGAGACUGAGAAAGCGCGAGGAGGGCGACAACGAAGCGGCCAAUGCUCAGGAAAUCACUUAUGCUGAGCUGAGCGGCGAGUGGUCGCGAACGCGGAUCUACAUCUGCGGCGCUUGCGGUUCCAAACACGUGACGCUGAAGGAGAUGGAGGAUCAUAAGGCUUCCACGCAUCCGCGCGUUCUGUGCUCGCACUUCGACCUGGUUGGCGAUCAACGCGAGCACUAUAAGCAUCUUUAUUUGCCGGGACGAGACGCGCCCACCGACGCGGCACGCGACGCUUCUCUCACGGAGAUGGUGUGCACCAAGUGCGCCAAGGGCUGCCCGAACUUGGGCGAGCUACAUCGCCACAUGCUGGAGUGCGGUGGCGAUCAGGCCUGGUUGCUCGGCCUCACCGGUAGCGGCAAGAAGAAGUGUAAAUGGCGGCCGUUCGGUAGUCGCAGCCGUCGACGGCGUCAGCGCGGCCCGAAGAGAAACAUACAGAACUCGCAGACACAGCCACGGGUUAUCCAUGUGGAGCGAUUCAAGGAGAAGCAGACAUCAACCGGUCCUAGAGUCCGGCCAAGCGACCGCGAAAGCAUUCAGAAAAUGCUAGCCAAUCUGCCGCCUAAAAGAGCCACGAGGAAGGUUCUGCAGGAGAGCAUGAUGCGAUCGCAGGGCCGACUUCGUAACGUGCAGACCAGAACGAGGCCUCGCAUAAUCGGCGACAGCUCGUCCCGAAUCUCACGUAACAAAGCCGCCCUGAGGAACAAACUGCUGAAGAACGCCAAGUCGAUUCAGCGGAAUCGCUGUCGAAGCGACAACAUCGCCGCGGUGAUCGAGAGCGUCGUGAGGAAGUGUCACGAGACCGAGAAGAAAUCCGACGGCGAUGGCGAGAAAAGCACCGAAACCGAGAACGAGGGUAAGAAGGAUGCCAAAGAGGUGAACGAAGGUUCGUCGAAGGCGACCAGCAAAACUUCGGAUCAGAGUGAUAGAACUGCUCGACCGAGACCCGUUGGACGACCUAAAGUUCUCGGUAAGAGGAGGAACGUGAAGAACCCGCAACUUCAAAGCAAAAGCGGUAACAAGUUGGCAAAAGCGAUGAGUAAGUUCGCGAAGUUCAGGAAUGGCACUGCAUCCGAGACGAAGGGCGAAGGCGAGGAGACAUCCUCCCCAAAGAGUACACCAAAGAAUGCAAGGACGACGCCGAGAGCGAUUGACAAAGACGAGGGUGGUCUCGACAGCAAGAAAAUGUUGACGACUCCUGGAGUAAGGAGCAAAAAUAAAUUGACGCAAGGCAUACUGAAGAGAAGGCGUUUCGUGGAUCCGGUGGCUUCCUUGAAUGCCUCUCUUAAGGCAAAAUCGCAGUUACGAACGCAGGACGGUAAGUUUGCCCGCAAUCCGAACAAGGGUUUGUCAGCGAAAUCGGAAACAAAAACGGACGACGGGAAACACAAGGCGGACUCGAUUGAAAUCAAGCCUAAGCUGAAAGCGACGCAGAAGUUGAAGAAAACCGAGGUCCAGCUGCCACGAAGAGUCACCCGGCUAUCGUCGGAUAGUGACAAGAUGCCGACUUUGGAACCAGUCGUGCAGAUCGUUUCCUCCAACGAGGAAUAUGUCGAUAAGUCGGCGAACGAUCUGCCUAUCUUGUCGCCAGUGACGUCGUCGGGAUCUCUUCAGGAUCAAAAGACAUCCCGAAAGUACGUUUUGAAGGAGAAAGAGGGUAAUGUCGAGGCUAAUACCGAUCUCGAGGCUGUUUCUGAAAAAAGCAAAAAAGUGCAAAAAUCAACGAGAGGAAGAAAGCCAAAGGAGAAAACGAAAAACAUAGCAAAGCAAAAGAAGAUUAAUAUAGUUGAAGAAAACAAAGUUUCCAAAAAUAACUCAGCGGUGUUAAAAGAUGAUAAAAUAAAAGGAAAAAAGAGUUUAUCGGUGAGUGCUAAUAGCGGCGAAAAUAGCAAAGAAGAAACGUCAAAGAGAGAGACAAUCGCCAAAAAAGAUUCUAGAUUGAGGAAGGAAGAAGUAACGAAGGAAACUCGGAGCAACUCGAAAACCAGAAUGGAUAAAGAUUCCGUGAAAUUGUCGGAUAUUCCAUUCGAGGUAAAGAAACUGCUGGGUUCGGCUAGCAAGGAGGAUCUUUUGAGUACACUGGAACUCGCGUCUAACGACUCGAAACGCAUCCUGAGGCAAUCGACACCCAGAUCGAAAAUACUUCAAGUGAACGACAAGAGUCCGCGGGAACUCGAUGACGAAUCGGAUGGAUCGAAGGGCACGAGCAAGAAGGAGAAGACUGAAGCGUUUAGAAAAUCGUCCAGGAAAAAGAGCGACGAUAAGAUGGCAAAAACGAAUCUAGAAAAAGAUUCGUCUAACGCGAAUGCUAAUGCGGCGCAAAACGAAAGAAGUCAACAGGGUAAAAGAGACAGAACAGCAAAAACGAAGGAGAUUGCGGUUGACAAUCCCGAUGUGGAAGGUAAAACUGAUGGCAGACAAACGAGAGGAUCAUUGAGCGAUGCCAAAAGUGAGCCUACUUUGGAAGUCGCAAGCGAUAGCUCCCGGAAAGGCAGUGGCUUGCUGGGGAAACGUCGCAGCCGUAGAUCGAUCGACGAAGAUAAAGAGACUAACACGCACACGUCCGAAGAACAGAACAGCAACGAAAAUGUUAUGUCGAUCGAAAAGGAAGCCGAGAAGGAACUUGAUGUCUGUAAGAAGGAUAAUGAAGACGAAAGUGAUAAAAAUUCCGAUGAUCGCUUAGACUCGACGGUAGUGAAUAUCAAUUUGAGUCACCUGCAGUCGGAGACGAGCAACCUGUCCAUCGACAGCGGUAAGGAAAACUCGUUGGAAACUCCCGUGAACGUUCACACCAAGGUGAAAGUAGGAAGACCUAAAAAGACGUGGGGCGCGCGCCGCGAGAAGUCGUCGAGGAAGAGAUCCUUGAACAACGUCAUCGGUAUUCUGACGGAAGGCAUGAAUAUUCCCAUAGAAGCGCAGCAGAACGUACAGGUGCUCACGGUUCAGACCAGUCUGGAUAAUCCGGACAGGGUAGCGCGAAACGGAAGCGCGCAACAACCAAGCGGUGGCGAGGUGACCGCGGUGGACUCAGCAUUCAGCGAGCUGUCGAUCCUCGCCAAGAGCGAAGAAGAAUCCACGGAGAACGAAGCCGUUACGGCGGCAAGCACGACCGACACUUCUCACGCAGACGAUGAGAAGAAUGCUUGUCCUGAUGAGACGCAGGUCGAGAAUGCCUUCGUCGACGUAUCGUCGAAAGUCACAACUGUUAAAGCGUGUUCGCCAGCCAACGACAUCAUCCUUGAUCUGUCCAGAAGAAAACCCAAGGGCAAGGGCUCUUUCUUAGAGAAAAUUGUGUCGAAAAUAGCCAAGCAGAAGGACGCUCUGCUAGAAGGUGAGGUAGGUUCUUUGCUUGACACUGCGGCCGAUGAGUUGACCAGCAUUCUCGAUGAGGUCGGAUCACCUACCUUGGCUGAUAACGCGGAGAAUGCAAAUUCUGAUGAGGCAAGCCAUGUCUCGAAAAACAACAAAGAUAACAGUGCGACAAUUACACCCACUGAUAAGGAACUAUCGGCAAUCGAUUCUGAAAUCCAAGCGUUGGAAAACGACAAAACCAAUGUCGAGAGUACGAUUUCCAAACAUUCAACAGAUUCCUUAGAUGCUUCAGACAAUCUCGAGGAAAACUUGGCGACAAAGACUGAAACGCAAAGCGAGAAUCAAACUAAAGUAAGUGAUGUUUCAGAUGUUGAGAUGAAGAGCGACGAUGAUGUGGACAGAAAGAUGAAUGAUGCAAUGCCUUCUGUUGAGGAAUCACAUGUUGAAUCUUACGGAAAUAAAUUGAUAACGAAUAAAGAAGCAGUUAUUUCAAUAGAAAUUCCAAAUAAAAGUCCUACCGAUACUUCAAUUUCGCAUCCGUUAAUUACGCAAAAAGAAAACUUAGAAAAACUCGAAAGAAAGGGAAGAGUCACGAAAUCCAGGAGAAAAUCCAGGAAAAGGUCAUUGGAGAACGCAAGCUCUAAGAAACGUAAAAAGAAACCAUUAGAAAUCGUCGAAGAUCGCGCUGAAGAAGAUGUGCAGAAGGAACUCCGGCUGAGCGACAUCAUCACGUCCAAAGACACGUCCAAUGUUGGAAAUGAAUUUUCAAAAGAAGAUAGCAACAUCGUGGAGACUUCAAACGCAGAUACCGAAAUUGAGAAGUCGAUGUCGCUUCAAUGCAGCGAAUACGAAAUCAUCAAGGAUGAUUUGAAAUCAUCGACUUUAGAGAAGGACCUCACAAAAGCUAAUGAUGAAUCGAGUUUAGAAAAGUUCACCGAUCUUCCAGAAGUAACUUGUGAAAAUGCGAAAUUAACGGUAAAUCUUGAAGAAUCCCUUGACAAAAUAAUUUCCAACAAAAAUGCUGUUGUAAACGAUGUUCGAUCGACAGAACUGGUUGAGAAAAGCGCUGAUUUUUCGAUAUUAUCUUCAGAGAAAACCGUUGAAUGUGGAAAAUUUGCGAAUAAGACACAGAAAAAGGAUCAAACUGAUACGAAGGAGCCUUCGUCUAAACGUACAUCAAAGAGAAAAUCGCAACCUGCCUUAACUUCUCCGAUAGAUGCUGCGACAGAUACUCUCCAAACUUCCGUAAAACCGACUGACGAGACAGAAAAUGUAUCAUUUUCAUCGUCUAUUGUGAUAGAACAAUCUUCGGAAUCAACUGAUGUACAACCGACAAAAAUUGGGACCACUAGCGAAGACUCGGACGUUCCUUUAGAAAAAUUAUUGUAUUCAAUGGAAAUGUCUGGAAAACAUAAAGAGACACAAAAUACAAACGAUUCAGGUCUCGUCAAUUCAACGCCUUUAAAAACAACGAGAAAACGUGGCGCGAAGAAAAAGUCAUUGGCCGAUGAGCAUCUAGAACUAUCGGAAGACAAGCCUGUCGAAGUUGCUUCGAAACGCAAUGACGAAUCCAGCAUCGCAGAUUCUAACAAGCAAUUAUCGGCUAGCUUGGAGAACUUCAAAAUACCGGAAGUAAAGGAUCUGCUGCAGAGCGGGAAGAAACGAGGCCCGAAGAAGAAAUCGCAGCCCGAGGAUGGUCGCUUUAACGGCGGAAGCAUUCCCGAAGAAUCUCGGGCGAGCGAGGAACUUGCGGAGAACAGCGAGAUGUCCAACUUGGUCGAAGAGAAAGUCGAAGAACAAGAAGAAACGGAGAAACAUGUAGAAGAAUCGAGCACGAAGAGGCUCGAAAGAUCGAGUUCUUCAGGUUCGAUCGGGCUUACUCCACCUUCAACCAAGACGAGAUCUAUGUUCAAGAAAAAGACACAGCUGUCGAGCGAGGACCUUGCCGAUUCCAGCACUCGAAGUCAGGGUGCCGAAAGCACGGACGACCUGUCCGAGAGCUCGUGCGUCAGCGAGUCCAGCUACUUCAGGAAGAAGCGAUUCGCGAAGAAGAAGAAAAAAGAGGAGACGGUAGCUGACGAUAACGCGCGAGACGAUGUUUCUCUCACAGAUUCGAUAACGUUGAAGAGCGAUAAGCAAAAUGCGAAAAGGAAGACGAGCAAAACCAGAUCGUUGCUCGACGAGCAUCUUGAUCUCUCCGACGCGGACGACAUCGACAUUCCGAUGGACAUCCAAGCUUCAUUAGAAAAUGCGGAAGCGUUGGAGAACAUCGAACGAGAGUUCGAACUCACUGAAAAAUCUUCGGAUCUGCAAAACGAAGGCGCAGACAAGCCAACGGAUGAUACGGAGGACAAAGAUUCGUGCGCCACAUUAGAACGACCGGCAUCGAAUAAUGAUUCUCCGGAUAAUCCGGUCACUCCGAAGAAACGUGCGGCUGGCAACUUCGUGGUCGUGCAUACAAAGACCGGCGAGAUCCUGAUCGUGGAGAAGCGGAAGAAGCUAACGAAGGAGGCGGCGAGAUUUUUCUGCGACGUGUGCGCCACCAGCUUUACCCGCAAGAGCUCCCUGAAGAAACAUACGUUGUCGCAGUCGCAUCUAUCGCAAUUGACAAAAUCCACCAAGGAGAAAAUCGAGCCUGUUGACAGCAGUACAUCGGAGAAUGCUGAAGAAUACGAUGACGAAUGGAAGAGUAACGAUCAACAGACGGAGAGCGUUCCAGAAGACACUCGGUCUCAUGAAAUCGUCCGAAAGUCUUUGGAACCAGACGAGAGUUACAUUCCUUACGUAGCUAGCGCGGAAUCGACGAAGCCUCUGGUGGAUCUUGGAAACACAAGACAGAUGUUGGAAGAUAAACUGCUGGACGAAGAGAUUUGCAAGAUCACCGAGAAUAUGAGUCAUGACGAGUAUGUUCUGACCGAUCAUGUGACACCGGAUGAACCGAUGUUGUCGUCGACGCCGAUCAAGCCCGUCAAAAAGCAGCAGGAGGAAUCGGUACGAGGCAAGAACGCUGACAAGAAGCGGAACAAGUCGAAGAAGAGGAAUCUAGCGGAGGAACAUUUGAUCUUGGAUUCCCCCGAAUUGGAAAAAUCUAAAAUCGACUCGGAUAAGCUUUCAAAACCAACUAACGACGUCGUACGAAUUUCCUCGCCAUCUUGCGACCGUACUUUGACAAAAGAAACAAUGGAAACAGUGGAAAAGGUUGAAGAUGUUUCUAAUAAAUGUGUAAAUAUUGAUGAAAUAAAGAAUCAGUCGGAAUUAAUUGUUAAAUCUUCGAAUGAAGAAACAAGUUCAAAAUCAGCAUGUGAUAUCGAUGCAAAAGCUGAACAACGAACAGAAUCCAGGACCACGAGGAGAACGCUGAGAAAGCUCUCCAAAGUGGAUAAUGAGGGAAAAGAAGAGACUUCAGCUUCAACCGAGACGAAUCGUUUCAGCCUGAGACCCAGAAGAAGUAGAAACAUCCAGCAUUACGAGGAAUCUGACGUCGAAGCUGAUGUAUAUUUUAUGGACACCUCUAUGGAGAUUAAUAGCGACGAAAUAGAAAGUAAUCAUGACGCGCAAAAGGGACAAGACGAAGUGGAAGAGGAAACAAACAAGAAUGUAUUACGGGAGAAGACGCGCGUUGACGCCGAAGAUAAGAAUCCGCAGGAUGCGGAAGUCGCAAAAUCAAAGACAGACACGACGAACGAUACUAAGAAAAGGAAACGUGGCAGACCGAGGCUUAAGAAUCGAAUUGUUCCGAAUUCCGGUAUCGUUUCAGCUCACACAAAACCCGAAGUUAAUGAAAAUGAUGUUGCUACGGACAAUCUUGACGAAUCAAAAAUCGAGGAUCAAAAAUUAGAUUCGCAUAUCAAAGAGCGUCUUGACGAGGCCGGCAAGGCGCCACAUAUUGAUGCAAGUGCCCAGCCUUCUAAACGGAGCAGGGGCAGGCCUAGGAAGAAUCCUAUACCAAUUACAAACAACUCUUCAGUACAAGCAGAUAAUUCGAGUGCUUCCGAAUCGACGAAAUCAAAUCACGAUGAAGUGAAAGAAGAGACAGACGCGACUGAAUCGCGUUCCAAAACGAUUAUCGAAGAAAUUGCAUCGAUCGGUUCUUUGAUACCGAACGUGGAGUCUUCGCCCGCCGUUCAACAGCACGCUCCGGAAUCGAGUUUAUCGGAAACGAAGAAAGAUUUAUUAAAUGCUGAAGAGGCUCGAAGCACCGAGCCGAGCGUUUCCGAAGAUCAAAUGGCGCAGAGAAUAGAAUCUACGGAUAUUGAAGCAGACGAUACCGUACUCGUAGAGAAUUGCAAGAAUACGCUUACCUUCGAUAUUCCACCAGAAAAAGUCGAAAUAUUGAUGCCAUCAGAAAUAAAUACGUCUGUUGAUGAUGCAAAAUGUAUGCUAGAAGACAAACAUAACGACGAUACGAGCGUGAAUAUUUUAACGAAUCUAGCGACCGAGUCUUCAGCUGAGCUGUCCCCACAAAUUACCGAACAGGUACCGAUCGACGAUUUGAGAUCGAUUGAAUCAAAAGUAACCGACAACGAUGAGAGCUUCAAGGUUCAGAAACUAACAGACAUCUCGGAAGAGAAGCCAACAAAACCAGAAGAAGAAUUUCCCGAAGAAGUUCCCGAAGCAAAGCUUUCAGGAUCGGAAAAUAGCGAGGACGAAGCUUUAGUCACUGACGAUAAAUCUCUUCCCGUCGCAAGUUCCCAUGAAUCUCAGAAAGUAAUAGAUAAAUUAGAGAAUGAUAGCAUUUGCGACGAAAAGACGUCUCGACUAGAAUCAUCUAACAAGAAAUUAUCCAGAAAGUCGACGAGUAAAGAACGAGAAAUCGAUCGCAAAAGACCGAAAACGUCCAAGGGCAGAAGGAAAAAGGUCAAAAUCGCUGAACUGUCGAGCGACAGCGAGAACGAUGAUGACGGGAUCGAAUCCGUUGCUUCGAGCAAGAGCAAGAUCGUGAAGAGCGUGUUCGGCCGAGUGUUCGGCGGCGAGAAAGCGGACAAGGUGAAGGAAGUGCUGAACGACUGGGUGUCACGGUCAGAAGACGACUCGGACAUGUCCAGGAGUGCUUCCGAAGCGAGAUCCUACCUGCGCGGACCGACAAAGUUUCCCGAGAACAGGCACAAGAAGGAGAAGAAGUGUCACCCUGGCUCCGAAACGAAGAAGGACACCGAUCGAUCACCCAGAAAGAAAGGAAACGACAAGUUCGGUAGUGAGGCUCACGGGAAGGCGAAGAAUCGGAAGAAACGAGAGAAGGAUGUCGAAUCGAUAUCCGAGGAUCGCAUCGAGUCGCCCAUCAAUCCGGCCAAGCGGAGACACAGAGAGAGCAAGAUCAGGGCGGACGAGAAGAUCCUGAGAACCUUCGAUGACGAGUCGCCGACUGUUUCGGAAGACGACAAGAUUAAGGGAACGAACGAUCAGAUUAACAAUGAAUUGAACGAUAAGGACAAGGAAACGAGGAGACACCAUGAAAAGGAAACGAAUAAGGAACGGACGAAGGAUAAGAAUUUGACCUCCGAAAACUGGGAGAGUCUUCGAGUCGAUCACGACGCUCACGGAAAGUCGAAGAAUAGUUCCAGCCAUCGUAAAAAGCAAGACGAGCGUUCUUUCUCGCCAUCGCAGUCCAAUGUGUUCAAGCACAGACGGAGGGAGAGCAAGACCAGAGCCGGCGAGAGGAUCUGGAGAGCAUUCGACCACGAGACUUCAUCGUACCUUUCCGACUAUCAGGAUCUCGACGAGACGCGCCGGAUUUCUAACGAGCAGGAGAGUGAGUUUUACGAACCUAAAAACUUGAAUCGUUCGGACAAUUUGAAGAGCGUUAAACAAAAGGAUGAGGACGCUUGGAAAAACGCCAGUUUGACGGAUCGGGAACAGAGCGGGGUGCACAGUGGACGCGGGAGGCUCAAGAAGGACUCGAACAAUUGCAGAAGACAGGAUUCUAACGUGAUUAAAAUAAGCAAGACGAAAACGAACAAGAAGGUUCCAAGAGACUUUGAUAACGAUCCGUCAAUUCCUUCGAGAGAUCAGGAAACGAAGGACGAAACGCAAAACGAUCAAACGACACGAUCUACAAAUGAAUCGAGGAAUCGUUCGAAAACUUCGAUCAAGGAUAAUGCUUAUGAGUCCUUCUAUGGCGACUCGGUUGUUUCGAAACACACGAAUAAAGAUCAAAAUAAUUUGCUAGCACAUUCAGAUCGGUCAACCAGGAAGAACAAAAAAGGGAUCGUCAACGAGGAUUGGAAACGGUCAGCGAGAAACCUAGAAUUCAAUCAGGAGGAUGAUCAGCCGACCGAGAAGGAAAUUGGACGAAAAGACGAAGAGUCUGCGAUAUCGUCGCACAGUUGCAGCAGUUUAGCGGCCGAAGGAUCAAUAAUAAAGAAUCAAUUGACCGAUUUCGAUGGAAAUUCUCAGACGAAUCGAAAGUCCGAUGACAACGACGACGAGGAGGAAGAGAGCGACAACGAUCUCGGACGACAAAGAAUGUCGCCGUUCUACGCUCGCGAGACUCCCGAUAGCUCGAUAGAGAACAGCUCCAACGAGGAAGAGGAGGAGGAGGAGGAAGAGGAAGACGGCGAAGAGGAGGAAGAGGAGGAGGAACGUAUAACGCACGAGGAUAAUUCCAGGAAGACGAACCCUAACGAAUUUUCCGGAGAGAAGAUCAUCAUUAGAUCGCCGUCGUCGGGUCACAGAUCGGAUGUGGUGACGAUCGCGCCCACAGACGCGAUCGAGGACAACGCGUUGGAUGUGCCGCGGGAGAUCGAGUCGACGAUGGAGCCGCGGCAAGGCAAGAUCCUCAACUUCGACGAGGAGCUCUUCGUGGAGUGUUGCUCGAGAUUGAAGGCCACCAGCGAGAACGAGCUGAGAGGCGCGAAGAAGAUUAAGCUGGACCACACGGAGUCAUAUCAUAAACGGGACGAACAACCACAGGGAUUCAGGGUCAACAGAGACCGAUGGAGGGACGUGGAGAGCCAAAACAGUCUCGGUAGUCUUCUGGAGUCAGUGAAUCAAUUGCUCGGCGAGGAGAUGUGCAACAGCCACGAUAGAAGCUAUCGAACGCGUGGCAGCGAACGAUCGAGCAGAUCGGCCAGUCCGGAUGCGUCGCGAGUCGACAAUCUCGGUUAUGAGGACAGUUUGGACGUAGCAUUCGAACACAAUAACAAACUGCGAGAUAAGAUCCAGCAGCGCAUGAGGGAGAGCGAGAAUCUGAUAGCCAGCACAUUCGGCCAGAAAAUCAACGACAACGAUCAUCCUGACGACGACAAGCGAGACAGCGUUGGAAACUCGUACUCGUCGAGUAUUCACGAACACGAACAGCUAUCAACGUCGGUCGUGUCGAAUAGAGAGCAGGAGACCUCGCCGGGACACAAGAACAAGGUGAACUCGACUCUAGGCGGUCUACAUAAGGCGCUAUCCAACUUGUUGCACAGCAACGGCAAGCAUGAUCAUAACGGUUCCGCUCCGAUGAAGCUGCUGGCGGAAUUGGCCUGCGCCCGAGCUCCGACCUCCACGUCGCCGGUGGACACCGCGAACAGCGGCAGAAAUCAUCAGUCGGUGAAGAUGGUCGCGGCGGCGGUCGCGGCGGCAGCUGCAGCUGCAGCAGCGGCGGCGGUGGCGGCCAAAGACACCCCGAUUUCCCCAAAGAGGCCGGCGAAGGACUCGACGGUAACGUCAAGGAAUUCGCUAACGAAGAAGACGAGGAACCCGAUCAAGGAGUUGUUCGAGCGCAAGAAGGAGAUAAACGACAGAAAGGAGCAGGAACGCUCGAAGGCGUUCGUUGAGUUGAACGUGCAGAAGCAACGCAAGUCGAAGAAGAACAGGAAACAGCAGCCGGAGUUCCCGCUGAUUCGUAGGAGCGAACACUACGGCGGUUUAGCAGAAAAGAAGAAACGUCGCGAUUCUCUCGACCGGAAAGGGGAGUCGGAGAGGAUAAAGGACGUGUACGAGUUCGACGAGGAGGAGAGUCAAAUGGCGCCCACUCUGGGUAGCGUGUUGUCCUACAGGAGCCAAGUCGAGAAGAGUUUCGAGACCAACUGGUCGAGGAUGAAGAAUGUCGACGGAGACUUGGAUGCCGUCUUAGAGAACGGCAAGGCGAAUUACGUCACGGACACGAAGUUGGACGCUAUGAUCAACCGUAAAUUCCAGGAGCUGGAGAAGUUUGCGCCAAAGACGAAGGGCGCCCUGAAGUCAUUCCAGAGCGAGGAGCAACAGCAGCAGCGGGUCGCCGAGCCGAUUACCGGACCAAUGGACGAAUUCGUGGAAAGAAAGCAGCAACGCGUGAAACGGCCCGUAGAGCAGGGCUCCAAGCAAUCCGGCAAGAUCAAGAAACGAGGUAAAGGCUCGAAGAAGCGAGCGAGAAACGCGUGGUACGAGAACGACAGCUCGGACGAGUUCAGGACGGCAGCUAAGACGGAAGACAUCGGCGUUGGCAUUUCGAAGAGUCAACGCUCGUGCUCGAAGGGCAAGCAGAACCUCUUCGCGGAGUUGUCGACGUCGUCCGAGAGCGAGUACGAGUGGGACGACGUCGAUUACGCGAUCGCGAACGAGCAACGUUCGUCAAAAUCGAGAAAGGGUCCGAAGAAAUUGUUCGACGUCAACAUCGACGAGGCAGACGAUCGACGCGUGGUCAACGAAUCCGAAUUCGACAACGAGGAUCAAAUCGCAAGCGAUUGGAAUCAAGUGCAGGUACAGAAAGAUGCUAUGAAGAACGAUCACGACGGCGUGAAAUCAGAGUCGGAAAUGUCGGAUCAUUCGUUGGUGAUAGACGAGAGGAAGAUGACCGACGAGGCGAGGAACAGUGAUGACGAUGCGGAUAAUCAAUACGAGAGAACGUUUGAGCUGGACGAUUUGUAUAGAGAAGAUAGCUCGGAUGCGGAGACAGAGAUCGAAGAGAACGAAAAGCCGACCGUCGAAGAAGUGAAGAACAGAGCUGAAACGCAUGCAUUGGAUGCAACUUUGCAGACGAAACUUACUUCCACAAACGCGAAAGACGAUUGUACGGAGAAUGAACUGAUUUCCUUGGAAGAAGCUUUAGAUCUCCUCGAUCGGCACGAGAAUCUCGAUCCGAAAACUGAGAGUGUACGUGCGAAAAACAAUAUCGUCAACGGUACUAUGGACGACGCUUUUAACGAUGGCGUUAUUAAUGAGGAGAUGGAGAACAAACGUUUGAGUCCUAUAGAGAUGCGAGAUGAAAAGGAAGAAGCAGACGACGAUGUUCCGGCUUUGCCCGAGAAACUGUCCAGCAACGAGAAACCGCAAAAAGAAUCCGAUCACAAUCUUCCUCUUCACGUGUUCCUCAGCAGAAAGGUGCAGGAAUCGAAAAAACGAAAGCAACAACAGUUAGACAAACUGCGAGAGGAGCAAGAGCGGAUACUCCUGGAAUUUCAGCCGACCAGAAGACAAAGGAAGUGCGCGAUAGGCAAGCAAGGUCUACUGGCGGAAAUAAGCAGCUCGGAUGAGGAGUUGUACGUGAGAGACAGCAGCAGGAAAGGUAGCGAUCACGACAAGUCGCGUAAGAAGAGGGAGUCGAAGGAGAAGAGGAAGGAGAGGUAUCUCGAGAAGAAGCACGAACAGAUGAUUGCCAAGGAACAGAAAGCGAUCGAAGAGGAAAUUCUUCGAGAGGUCGGCAAGAGAAAAGAGAGUCUCGCACACAGCGCGGAUGAUACUGUCUCGAAUACCGAUGCCAUGGAGACAGCCGUUUCCGAACAGAUUCAAAGAAAGAAACAUCAGACGAAGGAAAAGCAUAAAAAAACUGGAGAUGAACUUAUUGACAUGUGG
Molecule: messenger RNA, 15906 nt
Organism: Temnothorax curvispinosus
Lineage: Eukaryota; Metazoa; Arthropoda; Insecta; Hymenoptera; Formicidae
Product: titin-like
Exons: 9
Source: RefSeq, a predicted model, not a curated record